CUGCACUCUCCCGGGCAGGAAGCCGUCGGAGGCGUGGCUCUGCCUGGAGCCUCCCAUAGCAGGCCCGGCUCGCGCACGCUGAGGGGCGGGGCCUCCUGCUGACGUGAGCCACCAGCGGCUCCGGGGUGCGGGCGGGGGAGACCGAGCGCCGGCGCUGACGGUGUCCGGGCUCCAUGAAGCGGCGCGGCAGGCCCGGCCUGGCGGUUGCCAUGGGCAGCGCGGUAGCAGCGCUGCUGGUUUUCUGUUGCGCGCUCUCGGGAUCCCAGGUGUCUGCAAGUCUGACUUUUAUUAGGAGAAUGCCAAAUUAAGCAGCCAUAGAAUUGCAGAGUCCAGAGGCCCCUGAUUGAAAUGGAUGGGACAAGUCACCCCAUCCCUCCAGAUGCUGGUAGAUGAUGCAGAGAGUUUAUGCCUGGCUCACAUUUGAGUUUUUCUCUGUGACUGUAUUAAGAGCAAUUGCUUUUUACUCCCCUUGGAGGAUAGAACAACAGCUUUACAAGCUGGAUGUAGGCUGGCCUAAACGUCCAGAAUAUUUCACUGGGCAAACAUUUUGUGUUGCUGUUGACCCUCUCCAUGAUCUGGUCUAUGUUGCACAAAGAGGGACUAAUGUACCUAAGGUACUAGUGUUUUCAGAUGAAGGAAAUUUCCUGCAUGCGUGGAAUUCCACAGUUGAAAUGCCUCAUGGUAUCUUUGCAGUCAGCACCUCUACAGAUACCUCAAUAUGGAUCACAGAUGUUGGAAGCGGAGAGUAUGGGCACACAGUUAAACAGUACAGUCCGUCUGGGAAACUUAUUCAGAUCCUGGGUACUCAAGGUAAAGCUGGAUCAGGUUUAAAUCCGCUGCAGUUCGAUCAGCCAGCAGAAAUAUUUGUGGAACAAACAGGGGAGAUCUACAUUGUGGAUGGAGAUGGAGGGAUGAACAACAGAUUAUUCAAACUGUCCACAGAUUUCCAGGAGAUAUGGCUGCGUGGGGAAAAUGGUACAGGUGCUGGUCAGUUCAAGAUUCCUCACAGUGUCACAGUGGAUUCUGUUGGACGGGUGUGGGUUGCUGACCGAGGAAACAAACGAAUCCAGGUUUUUGAUAAAGUCACAGGAGAAUGGCUGGGGUCCUGGAGUAGUUGUUUCCUAGAAGAUGGUCCCUCUUCUGUCAGAUUAACUACCAAUGAGAAAUAUCUAAUUGUAGCUCAGCUGAACAUUAACAGAGUGUCUGUCUUGGCAGCACCACCAAUAGGAUCCAUUGGAGAUUGCCAUGUGGUAAACACAAUCCAGCUAGCUGAUGAGGUUAAACCACACCUUGUGGAUGUAAAUGUGAAGACUGGAGCAAUUUAUGUUGCAGAAAUUGGUGCACAACAAGUACAAAAAUAUGUACCCUUAAACUAAUGGUUUUCUUUGGUUCAUUUAGCACAAGCCAUUUCUUCUGGAUUACAAGACCGGUGCUGGAUUUCCUUACGUUCAUUGCAGACUGUGCUUCCACACAUAAGCACAGCAUGUUGCAGCACUAGAAUGCAUAAAAUAACUGUUUUGUGACCUGCUCUCACUCUUAUUUUCUUUGUCAAACUCAGGGAGCUAUUUUCUCUUAACCUGUCAUUAUUUGUCUUUACUGGCAUGUUUUGUUUCAUUUUUGUUAGUUGUUGGAAUUUGGAGAAUGCAUUUGAUAUGCAUAUUAGUUCCAUUUAACCAUGUUUUACCCUGCUUUUAACUUCAAGGUAGUUUUUCCCCUUGUCUCUUGAUAAAUCAUAAGACAUUAGGUUUGUCAUUAUUCUGCUAGUCUAGACAUAAUUUCCACUGUUAAUCAAUGUACACUCUACCUCCAGUGUCCGAGGUGAAUCUUGUGACUUCUUUGCCUAGCCAGUGCACUCUGCUACCUCCUAACGUCCUAGCUGGCAGAGAGAAAUGUCUACAUAUUUAAUUUUCCAGAAGCCUUGUCCACUUGAGGCUCUGGACUCUAGCUUAACAUUGCUUCAGGUUUCCUUGACUCUUUAUGCUAACAUUGUCCAACUCAGAACAUAAAGAUGCAGCAUGUCAUAAUCUCCUGGGCUUCAGUGAGACCUUUGAUACUUACGGCCAGUGCUGAGGUAUUAGCAUCUCUGGCAUCUACUUUAGGUAAUCAUUGAUACCGCUGUUGACAUCAAAGGCAUCAGUUCUUUACUGAUUUAAGCUAACUCCAUAUAAAGCACUUUAAAUAAAAUUAAGAGUAUCUUCACAAUGAGGUGACACUGAUUUUUAACUAACUGAAUUUCUAAAUUGAUUUAGUUAAAUGGGUACAAGUUUUAUGUGUAAGCAAGGCCUCAAAGUAGAAUGUGGUGACGUUUAGCACAUCUGAGAAUCCUGAGGCACAUACUGGGGAUUUACUAGGAGACUUUUAAUCAGCCUUAGGCCUGGAGACCUAUAACAUGCUUUUGUCCUCUUAAUCUUGUUGAAACUCAGACACAUUGGCUACAGCAAUAUUUGGCCUUUGGAUUCUUGUUUUUAGAGACCAGUCUGAUCUUUUAUUCUGCCUUCAGAUUUUCAAGGACAUUCUUUCAAUACUAAGCUGUGACUUUCCAUUUCUUUUUGAGGGACUUCUGCCAAUACAUCAGCAGCUGAUUUCUCUUUAGCACAGAACUUGCAAACUUCUUUGUGACUGUUCCAGAGUCAUUGUCUUCAUACUUCCUCCCCUGAAUCUAGUUUUGGUUUUGAGUUGCAUAAAUUAGCUUCAUUAUCUUCUCCAAAAAACAUACACCAGCAUCUUUCUGUCCAUCCCUUCCCUAGUCCACAGUAAUUCCAAAGCCUAUUAGGUGUUGCUGUUCAGCCUUUCAGAGUAUCCUCUCUUCAGUGUAGAAGGGGUGAAAAAAAGAGCACCAGUUCUUUGAUAUAUUUCUAGUGGUAAAGAAUAACUCUCCUGGUGAAAGAUUGUGGGCCCAUCCUCCUUGUUCAGACAGGAGCUAUGAAUGCGUUGCAGAAUGGUCUGGGGGAUUUUUUCCUUUUCUUUUCACAUAACUAUCCUGAUUCCUUGGCUAUUUUGGGUGCUAGUAGUAGGUCAAGAGAGGCUAAGCUGUUCCACCUCCCCAGGUAAGGAGUAUGGGAAGUGGAACUAUGGUUCACCAUCAUGGAUGUCCCAGCAGUUGAAUGUCGUAUUGCUUAGUUCAAUACCAGGUUCACUAAAAUUGAGGUUUGUUCAGUUUACCUUGAAGAUUUUUUUUGCCAUGGUGUCCAGAUCCUUAUGUAACAUAUUACAGAAACAGUCUACGUGAAUCAUCAAGGAAGAGUCAGAUUUGGUUGCCAUGUCUGGACAUUAUUGCUGCUUUGGAACCAGGCAAUCCUGAACAAAGAGGACUUUGUAUAGAUGGUUGUGAUAUUGAAAAAGACACUGUACUGGCAGAUACCUUCAAACUGGCAGCUCAAGAAGCCUUCCAAGUGAUGCAGAUCAUGAAGUUCUGCGUGUGCCUUAGAGACUUGUCUUUGAGACUUGUCACUCAGACAUCAAUUUUUUAAAACUAUUUUUGUCUGACUUUUGCUCCCUCCCGCAUCCUUGGAAUUAGUGGGAGCUAGGUGCCUAAAUGUCUUUGGGAAUCUGGGCCAAAGUGUGUUUGUUCAGUUUAUAGGAACUUGUGGUAUGAACAGAUGUCACCUGGUGAUUAGUAGGAGGCUAUCAAACUCCUUUUCACUGCUAUACUUGUGACCUAGUUCAAGAGGUGACUGAUAAGUGCUUGAAAUUGAUUUAUUAAAAAUAAUUGAGCAAAAUUACAUUUUAGCAUAAUUUGGCAAAAAAUAAGUAAGGCUUUCACAAUGGGGGACCUUAUGGCUUAAUUUGAAAGUGCUCCUCAUUUCUGUAGCUUGGUGUGAUGACUUUGGCUGCAUGGGAUUUUUUGAUCUGGGGCGGGGAAUGGGGGAAAAAUCAGACUGGUAAACUUGAA
Messenger RNA from Mauremys reevesii (Reeves's turtle), 3892 nucleotides. RefSeq names its product NHL repeat containing 3 (gene NHLRC3). Bases 390 to 1376 code for a protein of 328 amino acids. Lineage: Eukaryota; Metazoa; Chordata; Testudines; Geoemydidae. Gene Ontology annotation, biological process: protein polyubiquitination; proteasome-mediated ubiquitin-dependent protein catabolic process; negative regulation of translation. Gene Ontology annotation, molecular function: protein binding; translation repressor activity; ubiquitin protein ligase activity. The record is from RefSeq and is a predicted model, not a curated record. The transcript is spliced from 8 exons.